CCCUUCCCUACAGCCCCACAGGGUUUAAGCAAAAACAGUUGCUCCUUCCAGAGCUUCAACAACUCUGCUACUUUCCCGCCCCCCCCUAAUUUUAUCCUAGGAGUGCAUCACCCUGGUGGGCAGCGACAAGUGAGAGGGUCGUUUGCCUGCCCAGUCAUCUUGGCUACUGGAACCAUCUGUCUUGGUCAGCGCUGCUGGGAAGGGAGAAUUGCCAUGCGGAAAUAGAAACGUAGGAGUUACGCAAUGGCUACCGCGACUUCAAUGGAGGUGCAGCUACCGAAGAAUGAGACGUUGCGCUGCUGGGAGCGGGAUCAGGCCCAGCUGAAGGCAGAUGUGAUUGAGCAAGAUACAGAGGAAUGGCAAAGGAAUCCCUCCUUUGCUGGGUUGGAAAGAGUUGGAGGAGUGGACCUGUCUUACGUCAAAGGAGAUGACACAAGUGCCUGUGCUUCACUAGUAGUACUGAGCUACCCAGACCUUGAGGUGCUAUAUGAAGAUUGCCACAUGGUGGCAGUUCAUGCUCCCUAUGUGGCAGGCUUCCUGGCUUUCCGAGAAGCCCCUUUCCUUGUGGAGGCUGUGAAACGGCUGGAAGAACACCAACCUAGCCUCAGGCCUCAGGUCCUCUUUGCAGAUGGAAACGGCAUCCUGCAUCAUAGAGGGUUUGGCAUUGCGUGCCAUCUUGGUGUGCUCACAGGUCUGCCUUGUAUUGGUGUGGCUAAAAAUCUCCUGCAAGUUGAUGGACUAGCCAAUGAUGAGCUACAUAAGGAACAAAUCCAGGACCUGCAGGCAGGAGGAGACACAUUCUCACUAACAAGUACUUCAGGAAGAACCCUGGGUAUGGCGCUACGCAGCUACGCCAAGAGCACAAAACCUGUGUACAUCUCUGUGGGUCACAAGAUGAGUCUUCGGUCAGCUGUGCGCCUUGUCCAUUCCUGCUGCAAGUACAGGGUUCCUGAGCCCAUCCGUCAGGCAGACAUAAGAUCCAGAGAAUACAUCCGGAAGCAUGUGGAGGCUACUUCAGCUGCGUUAUCUCAGCCAGUGAGGAUGAGUGAAGAUGCAGACUCUGAACAGUGAUGUGACAUCAGUGACAGUCUACAAGAUUUUUUUAGUCUAGAGGAGUUACAGCCCACCCUGGACAGCUUUUUACUGCCACUGUUACCCACGGGGAAAACGCAAGUAGGCCUGAGGGGGUAUUUGGGAGCUGCCACGCUAGGGACCCAAGAGCUACACUUGGGCAAGCUUCAUUCAUUUCUUUGCUGACCAGGAGGCUGUUUCAUACUCCCUGUGGCAGAAAAUCUGUAUCAGCAACCAGGUGCAGACCAGGCUGGGAGAUACAACUAGUCCCAGCUCCCUGGAAGUGUGUAGGAUGCGCGUUUGGUAUGAUCAUCGAUUGCAUGUUUGUAUUAACAUAUGAAGUGCCUUUUAAAUAUGUAAUGUGGUCGCCUUAAUGAAAUCAAUGGAAGCAGAGAGCAGUAGGGAUGGGGAGAGCAUGGUAAGGCAGCUGAACCCCAGCUUCUGAUACUUUGCUAACAGCACAAGAACAGCACGGCAGAAGGAAUCUGUGGCUUCUGGAUGAGAGAGCUGGAUAUUUUAGGAUAUAAGUGAAACACUGGAAAUAAACCUUUCCUGUUAAUCCUUA
Messenger RNA from Heteronotia binoei (common prickly gecko), 1636 nucleotides. It is a transcript of the gene ENDOV, whose product is annotated as endonuclease V. Gene Ontology annotation, cellular component: cytoplasm; nucleolus. The transcript is spliced from 9 exons. NCBI's taxonomy places the organism in Eukaryota, Metazoa, Chordata, Lepidosauria, Squamata, Gekkonidae. Bases 244 to 1071 code for a protein of 275 amino acids. The record is from RefSeq and is a predicted model, not a curated record. Gene Ontology annotation, molecular function: RNA endonuclease activity producing 5'-phosphomonoesters, hydrolytic mechanism; single-stranded RNA binding. Gene Ontology annotation, biological process: DNA repair.